Molecule: messenger RNA, 886 nt
Organism: Cyprinus carpio (common carp)
Lineage: Eukaryota; Metazoa; Chordata; Actinopteri; Cypriniformes; Cyprinidae
Exons: 5
Coding region: 1-711 (236 amino acids)
Biological process (GO): immunoglobulin production; immune response
Source: RefSeq, a predicted model, not a curated record
AUGCUUCAAGAUGGCAUUGCAAAGAGCACAGCAACACUUUCUAUGAUGUCAAAGAAACUCAGAAGAAUUUGUGUAAAAAGCCUGGAAAAGCACAGAAAGAAAAAGAGGCGAAAAGUUGGUGGAAUUAAUGUCGUUGUUCACACUGAUGAGAGCAAGUUCUGCCAUAAAUGCAAGUAUGCAAGAGGACGCUUUGAUGAGGAGCCACAGGCCAUGAUGUUAGACUCCAGCACUGAUUCAAGCUCUGAUGACUCCAGCUCCAGCUCUACCUCUGACUCUUCGGUUGAGGACAAGAAGAAAAAGAAGCAUAAAAGAAGAAUGCAAGACACAACAACAACAAUGAACAACAUCAUCAACCUCAUCUGGACUCUCACACUGUUUGCCCAAGAGUGUAGAGGACAGUACACUGUAACUCAGAGUCCAUCAAUAACAGCAGCUCAACCAGGACAAGAAGUCAGAAUAAACUGUAAAACCAGCAGUAAUGUGUAUGGUGAUAAUCAGUUACACUGGUAUUUACAGAAACCUGGAGAAGCUCCUAAACUCCUCAUAUAUGCUGCAACAAGCCGUUACACUGGAACUCCAUCUAGAUUCAGUGGCAGUGGAUCUAACAGUGAUUUCACUCUGACCAUCAGUGGAGUCCAGACUGAAGAUACAGGAGAUUAUUACUGUCAGAGUUUACACUAUCCAAACAGUAAAUAUGUGUUCACACAGUGAUAAAGAGUCGUACAAAAACCUCCGUCAGUCAGAGUCACAGUGACUGCACUGAUACAGCUGAGAGAUACUGCAGCUGCUGAUGGGAGGAUGACAAACAACACAAUGACAAUGUUUAGCAAAGUUUAAAUAAUAAUAAAUGUGUUAAUUUAUUUAUUAAUAGAUUAAAUAGAUUCAC